This is a messenger RNA of Penaeus indicus, 1391 nucleotides long. RefSeq names its product sodium/glucose cotransporter 1-like. NCBI's taxonomy places the organism in Eukaryota, Metazoa, Arthropoda, Malacostraca, Decapoda, Penaeidae. The record is from RefSeq and is a predicted model, not a curated record. Gene Ontology annotation, biological process: transmembrane transport. Gene Ontology annotation, molecular function: D-glucose:sodium symporter activity. The annotation marks the transcript as partial. Gene Ontology annotation, cellular component: plasma membrane. The transcript is spliced from 8 exons.
AGCCUUCCGUAUCACAUCUGGAGGAACCUCACUCGCGGAAGAAUAUUACAUCGAGACCUUCGCACGUAGGUCACAAGUAGGUCACCAAAAGGGACCCUUAGCGAAACCAAACCAAGAAAAAUAAUAAGAAAACAAAAACAAAAUAAAAACAGAUCGACCACACAUACCACACGACCAUGGAUUCCAUACCAAGAGGUCUGGUUCGUACGGUCGUCGACACCACGCAAGAACCCGACGCGUUUCUCGGGAGUUCGACGCCGGCGGGCACAGACGCCCCCGAGGGAAAUAAGUACGAUCGCCGCUUGCCAAACUGGGUGGAUUUCCUGGUGCUUGGCCUGUACUUCGCCUUCGUGCUUGCCAUUGGCCUGUAUUCGUCAUGGCGAACAAAGAGAGGCAGUGUUUCCAGCUAUUUCCUGGCUUCUAGAAAUAUGCACUGGAUCCCGGUCGGCGCUUCCCUCUUCGCGAGUAACAUCGGCUCUGGUCAUUUCAUCGGGUUGGCUGGGUCGGGCGCCGCGUCGGGCAUCGGCAUUGGCGCCUUCGAGCUCAAUGCGAUCUAUGUGCUUAUGCUGCUCGGUUGGAUUUUCGUCCCUGUGUACAUGAGUUCAGGAGUUUACACAAUGCCCGAGUAUCUUAGGGAAAGAUUUGGAGGCCAGAGAAUUAGGAUUUACCUUUCUGUCUUGGCUCUAAUCUUAUACGUCUUCACUAAAAUUUCGGCUGACCUGUAUGCGGGGGCACUAUUUAUCCAAACAGCCCUGGAUAAAGGAGACUCUACCGAAUGGCUGUACCUCAGCAUCCUUAUCCUGCUGGCCAUUGCGGCGCUGUUCACUAUAACAGGGGGACUGACGGCGGUUAUAUGGACCGAUUUUGUGCAGACUGUUUUGAUGAUCAUCGGCGCCUUCAUAUUGAUGGGGAUGUCUUUCCACGCGGUCGGCGGCUACAACGCCCUGGUCACCGACUACUUCCACGCCAUUCCGACCAACACAGUGUAUUCGGCCGACAACCUGACGAACUGUGGCGAACCUCCUGCCUACGCCAUGGACUUAUUCCGGUCCGUUGUGCCCGGAGAGUCGGAUCUGCCUUGGACGGGCAUGCUGUUCGGGGUUACCAUCUCGGGCAUUUGGUACUGGUGCACGGAUCAGGUGAUGCCUCGUUUCGGAAAGCGGUUUUUCCCCUUCAAUGCCGUCGGGGGCUACAACCGCCUGGUGGUAGACUACUUCGAGGCCGUCCCUUCACGCCUGACCUAUGAUGCCAACAACCGCACGUGCCCCACCGGCUUCCCACCUUCGGAUGCCCUGCACCUUCUGCGGGAUCCGGUGACCUCCGACCUCCCUUGGACUGGGGUCAUAUUCGGUCUCUCCGUUGGCUCCAUCUGGUACUGGUGCACCGACCAG